Molecule: messenger RNA, 2316 nt
Organism: Papaver somniferum (opium poppy)
Lineage: Eukaryota; Viridiplantae; Streptophyta; Magnoliopsida; Ranunculales; Papaveraceae
Product: protein ACCELERATED CELL DEATH 6-like
Exons: 7
Coding region: 275-2176 (633 amino acids)
Molecular function (GO): protein binding
Source: RefSeq, a predicted model, not a curated record
AGUUGAGGAUUCCAAAGAGCUCCAUCACACACCUCAUUCAUUAUUUUCAUGUCCGUUUCUGUUCACUUGACUUUCCAAGUAGAUGUGAUUAUGGAAGAGUUAGUUUCUAAAACCCUAAAACCAAAUCCAUACGUUGUGGUAUUCUUUUCCGCCGAAAAACCCAUGCAUAUAUAAAAUAUUUGGACUUCAUUACUAAUCCAGAAAAGCUAACUACUCAGACACUGAGCGUCCACGAUCGGUUCCUAUUGCGGUUGCUACUUCCGCUUGUCAGCAGAUGAGCCGUUCACCGGGAAAUCAAAAUAGAAAUGAAAGGCCAAACUCCAAGGCCCCAGAGACGGCGGAGCUCCAGCGACACCUACCAUUGUACAGAGCUGCAAAGAAAGGUGAUUGGCAAAAGGCUAACAAUCAUAUUGUCAAUAACAGGGACGCAGUGACUGCCCGGAUUACGAUCUCCAAUGAUACGGCUUUGCAUAUAGCUGCAGCCCAAGGACACGUCAAGUUUGUGAAGGAACUCGUGAACCUCAUGACAUGUAAGCAGCUUGAAUUAGAAAACUCUGAUGGUGAAACAGCACUUCAAGGUGCCGUGCUUGCUGGAAACAUUGAAUCUGUGAAAGCAAUGGUGGAAAAGAACCCAAAAUUAACACUUUUACCUGAUAGAUACCAGUACAUUCCUCUGUUAAAUGCUGCUAAUUAUGCUCCACCGAAGGAACAAAAGAAGGAUAUUGUCGAGUAUUUGUACACCAUCACGAGUGAUAAUGAUGACGAGGAGAUCUUCUCGGGUGAUUCCGGUCGUCAAAUCAUAUGUAGCGUAAUUGGAGCUGGUUUCCAUGAUAUUGCCAAAGAUAUGAUCGAGAAGUAUGAAGAUUUGGCUAUUCAAAACGAUAGUAGGAGAAUGAAUCCUUGUGCAUUAGAUAUGAUGGCAGCAAGCAAAGCAUUUCUAAGAAGAGAUGAACUGCAAUUUUGGGAUCGUCUCAUCUACUCAUUGCAUUUUCCUUCUGCUACGCCUGGCAUCAGCUUCAAAGGAGAUGCGGAGAACCCUCCGGAGAGUUCGAGCUUUCCCUAUUCAACAAGAGUGUGCGGAUGGAUAAGUGAAGAAAUCCGGAAACUCGCUAAACAAGUAGUUCCAGGAAUCAAAAUACACAACAAAAAAUUGAUGCACGAUAACGCUGUAGCAUUAACGAAGUGCAUUAUUACAAAAAUGAAGUCUUUAAAGAAUAGCUCAGAGAUUGAAGAAUAUUUCACAGAAACAGGGGUCUUGGACGUGGCUACCAAGUUAGGGGCAGUUGAAGUUGUGAUGGAGUGCUUACAAAGCUUUCCUGGUCUACAUUGGGUUAAAAUGGGGGAAGAUGAAAGAGAUAUGUUUUACAGUGCAGUUUGUGCACGACAAGAAAAGAUUUUCAAUCUCGUAUAUCAAAUCCAUGGGUUCAAAAAGAAGUUGGCUGCCUCACUGGACAAACAAGGGAGUACGAUCUUGCAUAUGGUUGCCUGGACACAAAGUGAAUCUCCAUUUGUAAGCUCAGUCUAUUGUGUCGCUCUUAGGUUGCAGCGGGAUCUUCAAUGGUUUCAGGAGGUGGAAAGUCUUCUUCCACCAGCACACAAGAUAAUAAGAAACAGCGAUAAAAAGACUGCUCAAGAAUUAUUUAAAGAAGAGCACACACCAUUAUUUGCUGAAGGAGAGAAAUGGAUAAAAGAUACAGCUCAGUCAUGCGCGUUGGUAUCCGUACUCAUAGCUACAGUUGCUUUUGCUGCAGCUUUUACAGUUCCUGGGGGCUAUUAUGGUGGCGACGAUAAAGAUAACAAAGGAAACCCAAUUUUCUUAUACAAGAAGUCAUUCAUAGUGUUUGCCGUAACAAAUGCAUUGGCUCUUUUCUCUUCAACCUCGUCACUUCUUAGUUUUGUGGCUCUCCUGACAUCCCAAUAUGAUCAUGCUGAUUUCCUGGAAUCUUUGCCGAAAAAGUUGAUGCUUGGUCUUCUAACUCUCUUCAUCUCUAUAAUCUUUAUGAUGGUGGCUUUUUGUGCAACACUUUUUAUUGUACUUGGACCUAGACUCCCUUGGCUACCCGUUCUUCUAUCUUCUGUUGCUGGUGUUCCCAUAUUUUUGUUUUUACGGUCGCAUAUCUUAUUGUUUGUCACUAUGUUUCGCCGUACGUAUGGUCCUAGCAUCUUUGAUACAUGAAGCCAGCACACCGUCAUACAUUGUUCUUCUGGGUUUCAUUUCAUUUCUUGUAUUCGUUGGGGUUUGAUUUGAUUUGUCCUGCUCUUCCUAUUGUUUGUAAUUUUAUUUUACUGUCUUACAAAUAAAUUAGCUGGCAAUUC